Messenger RNA from Cephus cinctus (wheat stem sawfly), 1126 nucleotides. RefSeq lists its product as uncharacterized. Gene Ontology annotation, molecular function: protein binding. The record is from RefSeq and is a predicted model, not a curated record. The transcript has 5 exons. Bases 92 to 937 code for a protein of 281 amino acids. Lineage: Eukaryota; Metazoa; Arthropoda; Insecta; Hymenoptera; Cephidae.
UCUGUAAUUUUAUAAAGGUUAUAAUUUUCGAAUUUAUAUUUAACUUUUAUAUAUAUGGCCAUUUAUAUCAUGGAGAAAUUUACUUUUAAAUAUGGCUGCUGUGUCAGCUGACACACGGCAACAGAGAAAUGAACAGCUAUUGAGAAAACAAAUAAAAAUAAAAUACAAAAUGGCUCUCUCCCUAUCUACCUCGUUGCACUUCUCCUCAACGUCAGAAAAUCAGUCAAUUUCUGAAGAACAGAAUGAGGUGGAAAUUUGUUUUUGUCCAUUUUCGGAUUCUGACAGGGACUUUGAUGAGUUUGAAAAUUUAGAGAGGGAGUGUGAAGAGGAAGAGGAAGAAAGUUUCUCAUUAUGGGAGACUAUUCUACGCGAGACGGAAGAUGAAUUGGCUCCUUGUAGAGAAUGGAUUAAUGAACAAGAAGAAUUGAAACGUAAAAUUCCUCAUCAUGAUAGUCCAGCUCAUUAUUUAAACAAUGAGAUUUUUCCUGUUUUACUUCCGGCUAUGGAAAAUAUGUUGAAACAGGCUCGUCAAUGGAAUGUUCUUCGCAUACAAAAAAGUCGAUUCAAUGGACUCGAUUAUCUGGCAGAAGUACUGUGGAAUAAAAGUCCCAGGCAUCCAGAAAGAUCAAAAAGAUGGCUAGAUGUAUUUAGCAUUCCACCAUUUAGGAUUUGGUUGAAGUUAAAUCCAAGACCUAUAUAUCCAAAAUCAUGGCUAUGGACCGAAGAACAAGCUGCCCUUAUUUUACAAAGAUGGAUUCGUGGUUGGAUUGUUCGCAAACAAGAGGAUGUACAAGAGAUGCGACAAUUUUGGAAGGCAAUAAGGACUGAGAAGGCUAAGGACGCCUCUUUGGGAACAGGACAAAGGAGUGAGGAUGAAGACUUGAAUCCAUGUGACCGAUACAAGUUAUCCAUAAAAAAAAAGAUUAAUCCAUUUUGAAUUAAAAGGAGGUCAGCACUUGCCGGUCAGUUACUUAAACAGGAGGACGUACUGACUGGUAUGCGGAAGAACAUAUGUAUACCUAUAAAUUUUAUUCUACAAUAGUCGAUUCUCAAUCGAAUUUUUGGACGCCUACAUCUUCCAUUCUUCUUUCUCUGUUGGAAAAACUUUGUAUUAGGAUCGACGGCU